This is a messenger RNA of Chenopodium quinoa (quinoa), 1854 nucleotides long. RefSeq names its product inositol-tetrakisphosphate 1-kinase 3-like. Gene Ontology annotation, cellular component: cytoplasm. Gene Ontology annotation, biological process: inositol trisphosphate metabolic process. Gene Ontology annotation, molecular function: inositol-1,3,4-trisphosphate 5-kinase activity; inositol-3,4,5,6-tetrakisphosphate 1-kinase activity; magnesium ion binding. Bases 336 to 1406 code for a protein of 356 amino acids. The record is from RefSeq and is a predicted model, not a curated record. NCBI's taxonomy places the organism in Eukaryota, Viridiplantae, Streptophyta, Magnoliopsida, Caryophyllales, Amaranthaceae. The transcript is spliced from 10 exons.
GGCGAAAAGAACGAACGCCAAAACUACACACUAUUAAGGGUUACGUGGACAGUCCAAAACAUAAAUGUAAGGUGUUACAGCUAAGCUUUUGUUUUGUUCGAACUCCCCACCACUCCCUCUAUAAAUAAACCCCUUCCCUUCUCUCACACCCAUCUCUAUUCAUUUUCCAUUUAUAUUAAUUUCACAUUUAAAUCCUCCGAUUUUGGAGAAAAAAAAUCACAACGACCCAUUUCAUUUUCCUUAUCAUUUCUCAAAUUUAAACUACAGAAUAUUAUUAUUAAUCUACCAAACAAACAUAAUUUGUCAAUAAAUUUGAAUUUCUGGGUAUAUAUAAUAUGGUGGUGGAAAAUAUGAGGAUGUUGAGGUUAAUGGAGGAAAACAGAGAUACAACAAUGGUGGACGAAGACGACGAAACGAAGACGAUUAAGAAAGUGUUAAAUGAAGGAUUAAUUGAACCUAUUAAACUCGUAGUUGGUUUCGCUCUUACGUCCAAAAAGAGGAAGAGUUUUUUACAACCAAAGUUUGAAGGUCUUGCUAGACUUAAGGGAAUUGUAUUUGUUGCUAUUGAUCAAGACAAACCACUUUCCGAACAAGGCCCAUUUGACAUUGUAUUGCACAAGUUGUCUGGAAAGGACUGGCAGCAAGUUCUUGAGGAUUACAGGCAAACGCAUCCUGAAGUUACUGUCCUAGAUCCACCAGAUGCCAUAAAACAUCUACACAAUCGGCAGUCGAUGCUACAGGUUGUUGCUGACUUGAAUCUGUCUGACACUUAUGGAAAUGUUAACGUUCCCCAGCAAUUGGUUAUAAAAAAGGAUGCUUCAUCCAUUGCUCUUAAAGUUGCCAAGGAAAGGCUGAGGCUUCCUCUUGUUGCAAAGCCCUUAGUUUCGGAUGGGAGUGCAAAGUCACAUGAGCUAUCACUCGCAUAUGAUCAGUAUUCUCUUCAGAAACUUGAACCACCGCUCGUAUUACAGGAGUUUGUGAAUCAUGGUGGUGUUUUAUUCAAAGUUUUUAUAGUUGGAGAAGCUAUAAAAGUCGUGAGGCGAUUCUCUCUACCCAAUGUUAGUAAACGUCAAUUGUCUAGAACCAGUGGUGUGUACCGUUUUCCAAGAGUGUCUUGUGCUGUAGCCUCAGCAGAUGAUGCAGAUCUGGAUCCUGAUGUUGCUGAACUACCCCCUAGACCUUUACUGGAAAAACUAGCCAGAGAACUACGUCGACGACUGGGUCUCCAGCUGUUCAAUUUAGACAUGAUACGCGAAUAUGGGACCCGCAAUAACUUUUAUGUUAUUGAUAUCAACUACUUUCCUGGUUACGGGAAAAUGCCAGAAUACGAGCAUAUAUUUACGGACUUCCUACUAAAUGUGGUCAAGAGGAAUAAAUAUAAUAAUCAUCUAACAACUGGACGGUAAAGUCCUUGAACUUUAGAACAAUCAAAUCUUUUCGAAAACAGCAUAAUUGUGUUUUCAGAAGAGACUCCUGUGAAAGAGGAAGAUCGAAGGUCGUAUUUCUGUAGCAAGCAUUCACAAGAACUGCUUGGAUUUGACAAGGGGGGAUUUGUACAGCUAACUAUUGUGUGGUUCUUUGUCAUUGAAGGCGUAUAACCAAUGACUGGUGCUCCUUUCAGCCGCCAAUCACUUGUAAUUACAGACUGCUAUGAGCGCAAGCUGAACCAAGCUAUCAAAGUACAGCAACCCAUCGAAUAAUGAUGAACAUCUAUCCUUGGCUGUAUCCCUUUCUAAUUUUUAGUUUUAUCCUCCUGCUCUCAAGCUGAGUUCCUUGCCAUGUAAAGAACAGGCCGACCCUUGUACAAAGUUUUGCUGCAUCUCUGGUAAUGAAAUAAAAAGUGAACCUUUUCAA